AAUUUAAUCUAUUCCGAAAGAAAAUCUUGGCGCUAGAUUAUGAUGUGGGGUCGGGAGGUGGUGUUCAUUUGUUUUGAAGCUGUCUAACUGACGUGACGUAGUAAAUUAAUAAAUUGCUGACAUUUGUUUUCAGAAUUAAGUUGAUUUGUUAAACAUGAACAUUGGCCUUGCAAAUCCGCAUGAAAAUGGCCUGUUGUAUGCAGGUUUCAAUCAGGACCAAGGGUGUUUUGCAUGUGGAAUGGAGAAUGGGUUUCGAGUAUAUAAUUGCGAUCCAUUAAAGGAGAAAGAAAAGCAGGAUUUUUCUGAUGGCGGAAUAGGUUAUAUAGAAAUGCUUUUUCGAUGUAAUUAUCUGGCCCUGGUAGGAGGUGGAAAGCAACCACGUUACUCCCCUAAUAAAGUCUACAUCUUUUUAUUGUUAAAGUUAAACAUUAUACUGAUUAUUGUUAUUAUAUAUUGAUUAUAGUUAUUAUUUUGAUCUGUUACUAGAAUUGUAGCAGUUUUGGAAACAGUCAUCAAAGUCUAUACUUUCACCCAAAACCCUCAGCAAGUACAUGUGUUUGAAACAUGUGUAAACCCGAAAGGUCUCUGUGUAUUAUGUCCCAAUAGCAACAAUUCUAUUCUUGCAUUCCCUGGAAGAAAGACUGGACAUGUCCAAAUUGUUGACUUAGCAAACACAGAAAAGUCACCUCUCGACAUUCCAGCCCACGAGGCAGCUCUAAGCUGCAUAGCUCUUAACCUUUCAGGCUCAAAAUUAGCCACAGCAUCAGAAAAAGGUACACUCAUUAGAGUGUUUGACACAAUUACAGGAAAUCUUCUUAAUGAGCUAAGAAGAGGAGCAAACAAUGCCAAUAUUUACUGCAUCAACUUCAACCAUGUCUCAUCCCUUCUCUGUGUGUCUAGUGAUCACGGAACAGUGCACAUAUUUGCUCUAGAAGAUUCCAAAAAGAAUAAGCAGUCUAGCUUAGCAUCAGCAACGUUUCUUCCCAAAUACUUUUCAUCCAACUGGAGUUUUUCCCGUUUCCAAAUACCCAGUGGUGCACAUUGCAUUUGUGCCUUUGGUGCUGAUCCUAAUUCUGUGAUUGCAAUCUGUGCAGAUGGUAGUUACUAUAAGUUCGUCUUCAACUACAAGGGUGAUUGCAGUCGAGAUGUGUACACUCAGUUUCUAGAGAUGACGGACGAUAAGGAUGAGAAGUCGUAAUAAAG
Messenger RNA from Limulus polyphemus (Atlantic horseshoe crab), 1203 nucleotides. RefSeq names its product WD repeat domain phosphoinositide-interacting protein 3-like. Gene Ontology annotation, cellular component: phagophore assembly site membrane; cytosol; extrinsic component of membrane. Lineage: Eukaryota; Metazoa; Arthropoda; Merostomata; Xiphosura; Limulidae. The record is from RefSeq and is a predicted model, not a curated record. Gene Ontology annotation, molecular function: phosphatidylinositol-3-phosphate binding; phosphatidylinositol-3,5-bisphosphate binding; protein binding. The transcript is spliced from 8 exons. Gene Ontology annotation, biological process: protein localization to phagophore assembly site; autophagy of mitochondrion; protein lipidation.